AUGGCCUUUCAAGCUCGCGCAUUCCAGCAAGCAUGUCGACUUCGUUCUCAACCGGCCACGAGCAUGAUGCGGCUUGAAAAUCCACAAGCCAAUGCAAAUACCAAUGCCACCACCUCGAUCCUGACCACCAGCCGCCCUUACACAUCUCAACAUACGAGAACGAGAUCGAGGCCGCAGACACGAAGUCCUCCCCUGGCCCUAUCACUCUCCCUCCCCGGCCAAGCUCGGCGGCACACAAGGCGCGCAAGCAGCAGUGCCAGCUCCUCCUCCUCUUCCUCCACCACUCCCCGACGAUCCAUCACCGUAACCAGCGACGACGGACGGUACAACUGGUCGGAUCUCAGCACAUCCGAAAAAGCGGCAAGGGGGACACAACAGACGUUCAACUUUUUACUCGUCGCCGCAGGACUCGUUGGCACCGUCACGAUAUCCUACCUCCUGUACCAAGAACUUCUCUCGCCCGACUCGUCGGCGAUCCAAUUCAACGCGGCCGUCUCGCGCAUAAAGUCGUCGCCCGAGUGCCGCGCCCUGCUCGGCCCGUCCAGGGAGAUCACUGCGUUCGGGGAGCCCACGGCCAACAAGUGGGCGCGCGCCCGGCCCCUCGCGCACUCGACCGAGACGGACCGCUACGGGACGACACAUUUCCGCAUGCACUUCAACGUCGCCGGGCCCGAGGGCGAGGGUGUCGUGACCGUGCACAUGACCAAGCCGCGCGGCGGGGACAGGUUGGAGUACCAACUGCUCAGUUUGACCGUCAAGGGCCAUGAGACGGUGUACUUGGAAAACAAAGAGGCCGAGAGGAACGUCAAGAGCAAAGUCGGCAAGAUGUUUGGUGUACAAUGGCGGUAG
Exophiala spinifera is the source of this 849-nucleotide messenger RNA. RefSeq lists its product as uncharacterized. Gene Ontology annotation, cellular component: TIM23 mitochondrial import inner membrane translocase complex. NCBI's taxonomy places the organism in Eukaryota, Fungi, Ascomycota, Eurotiomycetes, Chaetothyriales, Herpotrichiellaceae. Bases 1 to 849 code for a protein of 282 amino acids. The record is from RefSeq and is a predicted model, not a curated record. Gene Ontology annotation, biological process: protein import into mitochondrial matrix. The transcript has 2 exons.